Molecule: messenger RNA, 2329 nt
Organism: Toxorhynchites rutilus septentrionalis
Lineage: Eukaryota; Metazoa; Arthropoda; Insecta; Diptera; Culicidae
Product: Bardet-Biedl syndrome 2 protein-like
Exons: 11
Coding region: 48-2273 (741 amino acids)
Biological process (GO): non-motile cilium assembly
Cellular component (GO): neuron projection; membrane; BBSome
Molecular function (GO): protein binding
Source: RefSeq, a predicted model, not a curated record
UUGUUGUGACUAACAAAAAGGAACAUUUGUGAUGAAAAUCGGUCAACAUGAACAUAUCCAUCAAGCCCGUCUUCUCAUUCUCGCUGAAUUACAAAAUAUUCGAAAAACUAGUGACAUGUGGUAAAUAUGAUGGAAUACAUUCAUGUUUAACCGUGGUAACAAAUGCGGAUAAGAUACUGAUACACACGCCUCACAAGCGAUAUGGACUACAAAAUUCGAAGCUUUCAAUUUCGGAAAUCAAAAACGAUAUCGCGAUGUUGAACAUGAACUUUUCUAUUCGCGGUAUCAUUGCUGGGAAAAUGAAAAGUGAUGACGAGCGGGACGUUUUAGUGAUUGGAGGAUCAUCUAAUUUUCUAGUUUAUCAUGUGGAUGAGAACUAUAAUUUGUAUCAACGCGACUUUCACGAAGGUGUACGUUCUCUCCUUAUCGGGACUUUUGCCAACUUUCCAGGAAACACCUUAAUUGUAGGUGGAAAUGGUGUCAUCAAAGGGUUUAAUGCUGAUGGUGAUGAAAUAAUUUGGUUAAUCACCCCAGGAGGAGUUAACUGCAUGAUGCUCAUGGACAUCGAUAAAGACGGACAGAAUGAGUUAAUUGUAGGUACUGAUGAGGGUUGCAUUAAAAUCUACAAGAAAGAUGCAUUACUGCACGAGUUUACUGAAGGUAGUGAAAUUCAGAAUCUCAUUAUGGUAAAUCAGAACCAGUUCAUGUACAGUGUCAAAAAUGGAACUAUUGGCUUUUUCGACGAGAGUGUACGGUUGUGGAGAAUCAAGUCAAAGACCAGAGUCACUGCAAUGGCCUUAUAUGAUAUACUAGGCUGCGAAAGAAAACAAGUUAUAGUUGGAUGGAAGGGUGGCAAAAUCGAUGUGCGUGAUUCCCAGAAUGGUGAUGUGCUUUUCAAAAUGAAAUUAAAUGAUGUUGUGUGUGGGAUUGCUUGCAACGACUAUCGUGGGAUUGGUGUGCUCGAUAUUGUGAUUGUUACGGCAGAUGGCGAAAUUCGCGGCUAUACGACGCCAACAGUGAAUCUUUUGAAUCUUCAUAACCUCGCCGAUGAAGAAAUGAAUAAUCUGUUAACACAGAAGCAGAAACUUCUACUGGAGUUGAAACACUAUGAAAACAAUCAGAAACUCAACAAAGAAAUUUUGGCUACCAAUGAUUCACAGGCUGUCAACAGUAUUCCGGAGAAUGUCGGAGUCAUACCAUCCAAUACUCGGCUCCAGAUAGGAAUUUCGACGAGUUAUGAUAGCACAGACAUGAAUAUUGAUAUCACUGUUUCUACUAACAACGCGACUUCUAUUCGAGCCGUUCUAAUUUUUGCAGAUCAACUUUUCAAAGAGGAAACUCUGAUUGCGCACUUGACGAAGGAUGUCUCCAGAAUUUUAAUUCCCCUCAAAACAUUGAAGGACAACGCACAGGAUAUACACAUCAAAGCCUUUGUAGGUUAUCCAAAUAGUGUACAAUUCCACGUUUUUGAGCUUACUCGUCAGUUGCCAAAGUUUGCGAUGUAUACCAUUCCGCAUAAUCUAACGGGAUCACCGAAAAGUAUAGCUUACAUCAAUGGACUCGCAACGCAAGACACGUUCGGUGACAGUUAUGUUGAAUUCCGAAUUACGGAACGGUUGUCUCGUAUUUGCAUAUGGAUUAAUCAGAAUUUCCUCCUGCCGUCCGACAUCGAGUAUAUGACAUCAUUCGACGCAGAAACCACUGAACUCAAGCUCAACCUUAUAAGUCUGCGUACCGGCAAAAACGUGUGCCUACACUUCAACAAUGACGGCAAAACCCGUUUCUAUACCGACGACAUUGGGUUGGCUGGUGACCUCAUUCAGUCUCUGGUGCAGUUUCUGAAUAUUGAAAACAUGAAUUCUACAGCCUGUUUUCCAUCAGUUUAUGAAGAAAUCAGACAGAUGUUCAGUAAAUUGCAAGGAUUGCAAGAGACUGAAAAGCAGAUAAAUUCUGAAAUUAUUGAUAAUAUAAAUCAAGUCAAGAGUCACAUCAUACGAGCAGAGGAUGCUCGAUAUUAUAAUGGGGAUGCCGUUGUCAAAUACCAUAAUGAAAUAAUGAACACAAAUAAAGAUCUGGUAAAGAACUAUAAGAUACGCUUAGUUAACACCGGCGAGGUCCAGCUAGUUCUCAAGCGUAUUCACAGUAUUUUGUACAACGCAUCGAAACUGAGAGUUGGAUCAUUCGCCGCCUCAAUCAUCGGCAAAUUUAAGGAUGCAUUGAAGAACAACAACAUCGAAGCAGUAUUGAAAAUUAUUGAAUUAGGUGAAAUAUGAAGAAAAAAAAACCUUUUGUACGAACAAACAAUAACAAGUGUGUAAAUACUAUUACG